GGUCACACUAAUUCCGAUCAACGCGCUGAGCGAAACGCUUGUGUUAAAAGUUAUAAUUUUUUGCGAUUUAAGGCCGCGAAAAGCCAGCAAUCUGCAUGCCAAGUGGAUAUUAAAGAACUAGCCAAGUGAUUGCGUAGCAAAAAAGCCGGAUAGCCGAUUUUAUUUAAUGUUUAAUCCGUGGCAGCACAGCAACAAGUGGCAAAAAGCAAAGGCAAAACCAAAAGCAACAACUAAAUAAGUAAGAUUUAAAACACCGAAAGAAAAACUUAAACCAAAAAGCAUAAAAGUGUGUUGAAGCAGCUUGUUUUUUUUGUGCCAGCGUCGCGCAAUAAAACAAACAAAAAGCCAGAGACCAAAAACAACAACCACAACAAAAGCCGUUUGAUCGCGAGUGUGUUUGUGUGUGCCUGUGUGAGUGGCAAACCAUUAUUUUUCUGGUCUUAUGACGUAAACCACCGAAAAAAAUCAAAAGUGAGCAGGCGACACAGAUAUCAAAACGAAGAAUGUCUCGUCACGAGAAAGGCAAAUCUACGGGUGGCGGGCUCCUGGAUAGUCUCUUCGGAAGACCCUCAAAAUCCAAAGGUGGAACAAUCAGCAGUGGAACUUUAACCCAUGGCGGGCGACCCGUAUCAACGGAUAAUUAUGUGGUGCCGGGCGUGGAGGAUUUUGAGCAGUAUAUCCAGCAGCUUUCCGUUGCGGAGCUGGAUGCCAAAUUCCUGGAGAUCAUAGAGGAUAUGAACAUACCCAAGGAUAAGAGGGAGCCCCUGUUGGCUAAAUCCAAGGAGGAGCGCCAAAAGAUGAUUAUGUGGCACUUAAAAGGUAAAAACUCACUGGAGCGUAGCGCCAAUUCCCGGUUCGAGAAGCCCAUUGACUACGUGGAAUAUCUGCAGAAUGGGGAGCACAGCACGCACAAAGUGUACCAGUGCGUGGAAUCUCUGCGCGUGGCGCUCACCAGCAAUCCGAUCUCGUGGAUCAAGGAAUUCGGGGUGGCGGGCAUCGGGACAAUUGAAAAGUUGCUGGCCAAGUCGAAGAAGGAUUCCAGCUAUGAGAAGAUUGAGUUCGAGGCGAUUCGCUGCCUGAAGGCCAUCAUGAAUAAUACGUGGGGCUUGAAUGUGGUGCUCAAUCCGGAUCAGCAUAGUGUGGUGCUGCUGCUGGCACAAUCCCUGGAUCCCCGCAAGCCGCAGACCAUGUGCGAAGCCCUCAAACUGCUGGCCUCCUUCUGCAUUGUCUACGAGCGUAAUGGCUACGAGAAGGUGCUGCGAGCUAUUACCACAAUAGCAGCCACAUCCUUCAAGGCUAGCGAACGAUUCCGACCCAUAGUGGAUGCCUUGUUUCAGGAUCAACAAGAUCCCAAACGAGAGUUGGCCUGUCACAGUUUGAUUUUCAUUAAUACUCUCACAAACACCCCCACGGACUUGAAUUUCCGACUGCAUCUGCGAUGUGAGAUAAUGCGGAUGGGUCUGUACGAUCGCCUCGAGGAGUUUACCAAAAUCGUUGAGACCAGCAAUAAUGAGGCAUUGCAGCAGCACUUCAAGAUCUUCAACGAGAUUCGGGAGGAUGAUUUCGAGGAGUUUGUGCAGCGCUUCGAUAACGUCACCUUCAACAUGGACGAUGCCACGGAUUGCUUCGAUGUGCUGAAGAACCUGGUGACUGACACCACUUCCGAACCCUACUUCCUGUCCAUCUUGCAGCACUUGCUCUAUAUCAGGGAUGAUUUCUAUUUCCGACCUGCCUAUUAUCAACUGAUUGAGGAGUGCAUCUCGCAGAUUGUCUUCCACAAGGGCUACUGUGAUCCGAACUUUGAGAACAGGAACUUUAACAUUGACACCUCACUGCUGCUCGACGAUAUUGUAGAGAAGGCCAAGGCCAAGGAGUCGAAGCGAUCGGAGGAGUACGAGAAGAAGAUCGAGCAGCUCGAGAGCGCCAAGCAGGAGGCGGAGGCGAAGGCGGCCCAUCUCGAGGAGAAGGUCAAGCUGAUGGAGGCUAACGGUGUGGCGGCUCCCUCGCCCAAUAAGCUGCCCAAAGUGAAUAUACCCAUGCCGCCGCCACCGCCAGGAGGAGGAGGUCCACCUCCUCCACCUCCGCCCCCCAUGCCGGGCAGAGUUGGUGGGGGGCCACCGCCUCCUCCGCCACCUCCCAUGCCGGGAAUGGCUGGUGGACCGCCUCCACCUCCUCCCAUGCCAGGAAUGGGAGGCCCACCGCCUCCACCCAUGCCUGGCAUGAUGCGCCCGGGCGGCCCUCCACCGCCGCCCAUGAUGAUGGGCCCCAUGGUGCCGGUGCUUCCUCAUGGUCUGAAACCGAAGAAGAAGUGGGAGGUCAAGAAUCCCAUGAAGCGGGCCAACUGGAAGGCUAUUGUUCCCGCAAAAAUGUCCGAUAAGGCGUUCUGGGUCAAGUGCCAGGAGGAUAAGCUGGCCCAGGAUGAUUUCCUUGCCGAACUGGCCGUUAAAUUCUCCUCCAAACCCGUGAAGAAAGAGCAAAAGGAUGCGGUGGACAAGCCGACGACGCUGACCAAGAAAAAUGUCGAUCUGCGUGUGCUGGACUCAAAGACUGCCCAGAAUUUGGCCAUCAUGUUGGGAGGAUCGCUGAAGCACCUAUCGUAUGAACAGAUCAAGAUUUGCUUGCUGCGCUGCGACACCGCCAUCCUGUCCUCCAAUAUCCUGCAGCAACUUAUUCAGUACCUGCCGCCGCCAGAGCAACUUAAGCGUCUGCAGGAGAUCAAGGCCAAGGGAGAACCACUCCCACCCAUUGAGCAAUUUGCAGCCACGAUAGGGGAAAUCAAACGUCUUUCGCCGCGUCUUCACAACCUUAACUUUAAGCUAACCUAUGCGGAUAUGGUUCAGGAUAUUAAACCCGAUAUUGUGGCAGGAACGGCAGCUUGCGAAGAGGUGCGGAAUAGCAAGAAGUUCUCCAAGAUCCUGGAACUCAUCCUCCUGCUCGGCAACUAUAUGAACUCGGGCUCCAAAAACGAGGCCGCCUUUGGUUUUGAGAUCAGCUAUCUCACCAAGCUGUCCAACACAAAAGAUGCGGACAAUAAGCAGACACUGCUGCACUAUCUGGCAGAUCUUGUGGAAAAGAAAUUCCCAGAUGCCCUGAACUUCUACGAUGAUCUAUCGCAUGUGAAUAAGGCGUCGCGUGUUAACAUGGAUGCCAUCCAAAAGGCGAUGAGACAGAUGAAUUCGGCGGUAAAGAAUCUGGAAACUGAUCUGCAGAACAACAAGGUACCGCAGUGUGAUGAUGACAAAUUUAGCGAGGUGAUGGGCAAGUUUGCCGAGGAAUGCAGGCAGCAAGUGGAUGUGCUGGGCAAAAUGCAGCUGCAAAUGGAGAAGCUGUACAAGGAUCUCAGCGAGUACUACGCCUUCGAUCCCACCAAAUACACCAUGGAGGAGUUCUUUGCGGACAUCAAGACCUUCAAGGAUGCCUUCCAAUCGGCGCACAACGACAAUGUGCGGGUGCGCGAGGAGCUGGAAAAGAAGCGUCGUCUGCAGGAGGCACGCGAACAGUCGGCACGGGAGCAACAGGAGCGACAGCAGCGUAAGAAGGCAGUGGUUGACAUGGAUGCUGCCCAGACGCAGGAGGGCGUGAUGGAUAGUCUCUUGGAGGCUCUGCAAACGGGCUCCGCCUUUGGGCAGCGAAACCGACAAGCCCGGCGUCAGCGUCCAGCGGGAGCGGAACGGAGGGCCCAACUCAGUCGGAGUCGGUCGCGGACGCGUGUCACCAACGGACAGCUGAUGACCCGCGAGAUGAUCCUCAAUGAGGUUCUAGGCUCCGCGUAGAAAUGAUGAAUCAAACAAUUCCCCCUCUGUACAUAUAUAAAUAGACAUCUGUAGAGAUCUAAGGGCCUAGGAUCAUUAGCUGUGUACAUCUGUGAAUCCGUGUGUGUGUGUAGCCUUGCUUACAUAUCAACGCGAUUGGCGUGUCCGAGAGAUUUAAAGAAAGUAUGGAUAGCCAGCACUUAGAACUAUUUCGACAGCCACAAAGUACUAAAUCAAUGGGCUAGUCAUAGAUCGAUUUUUGGGAACAAUAUAUUGCUGAUGAAUGGAACUCGUGGGUUAAAUUAGACAACAAAUCGGUUAAUUUCUUAUAUGUUUUAAUUAUUAUUUUAAUAUUUUUGUAAUAAAUUUGUUUACUUUUUAGCAGUUUGUAUAAACAUAAAUUCUUAAAUUUGAAAUUCGUGAGCACAAAAAGCAACAAAUAAAAAAAAUCAUUUAAACAUAUUUAAAUUGACAGAUUGGCAGGCCGAUUUUAGUUUCCAACUUAAUCUAAGUAAAUCAACCAAUUAUUCUUAAAAUAACUGUUUUUACAUUUAAAUGCCAACCAGAAAGUACAGAAAGAAUAUAUUAUAUUUGGUUUAUAAAAUGUAUAAGAGAAUGUUUUUAAGGCGCUCCUUUUAGGCACCUUCAUAUUGUGUAGCAUUUUCCACGAGUCCUGCAAUCAGAAAUGUUAAAAAAAACGUAAAAGCCUAACUAUGCUACCCCAUAUGAAAAAAAUCAUAUAUUUUUUAUACGCUUUUAUUACUGAAACUGAAAACCUGGUAACUGAUGCCUAUUCUUAUUCUAAAUACUUGUAAAAUGAAAUGAGAAACCAAUUCAGACAAUUAAUUAUCGACUGAUCUGUGUCUUGAGGUUUAAUACACACUUUAUUCCUAUUCUACUGUGGCAUGUUCCAAUAAUUUUGCUGUGCACAUCGUUUUCGAGGCACUCACUAGGGCGAGAUAUAUAUCAAAAUGAAAUUCCUUUUGUAUUUAAUUUGUUUUUAAGCGAAACUCUUUUAAAUUGUUUAUUUUAAUUCCCUUAAUCCACGCUAUACAUAACAUUGUUAAUUAAUGCCUAUAUUUUUGGACAAUGAUCGUAUAUUGAAAAUAAACUUUUACCAAAACUAUA
Drosophila gunungcola (fruit fly) is the source of this 4880-nucleotide messenger RNA. RefSeq names its product protein diaphanous (gene dia). NCBI's taxonomy places the organism in Eukaryota, Metazoa, Arthropoda, Insecta, Diptera, Drosophilidae. Gene Ontology annotation, biological process: actin filament polymerization; actin cytoskeleton organization. The record is from RefSeq and is a predicted model, not a curated record. Gene Ontology annotation, molecular function: small GTPase binding; actin binding; microtubule binding. Bases 504 to 3773 code for a protein of 1089 amino acids. The transcript is spliced from 5 exons. Gene Ontology annotation, cellular component: actin filament; cytoplasm.